Molecule: messenger RNA, 247 nt
Organism: Lingula anatina
Lineage: Eukaryota; Metazoa; Brachiopoda; Lingulata; Lingulida; Lingulidae
Product: T-complex protein 1 subunit theta
Biological process (GO): protein folding
Molecular function (GO): ATP binding; ATP-dependent protein folding chaperone; ATP hydrolysis activity
Source: RefSeq, a predicted model, not a curated record
UCCAAGGCAACUGAAAAUGGCGAUGCAUAUCCCUAAACCCCCGGGCUUUGCCCAAAUGCUUAAAGAGGGAGCCAGGCAUUACUCAGGCUUGGAAGAAGCAGUUUACAGAAAUAUAGAAGCUUGUGGAGAGCUAGCAAAGACAACGCGAUCAGCCUAUGGCCCCCAUGGGCAAAACAAAAUGGUCAUCAAUCAUUUAGAAAAAUUAUUUGUAACAAAUGAUGCAGCCACAAUACUAAGGGAGUUGGAG